This is a messenger RNA of Colletotrichum karsti, 1515 nucleotides long. Its product is annotated as putative mannitol dehydrogenase domain-containing protein. The record is from RefSeq and is a predicted model, not a curated record. The transcript has a single exon. Bases 1 to 1515 code for a protein of 504 amino acids. Gene Ontology annotation, molecular function: mannitol dehydrogenase activity. NCBI's taxonomy places the organism in Eukaryota, Fungi, Ascomycota, Sordariomycetes, Glomerellales, Glomerellaceae.
AUGCCUCACAGCACAGAGUCCCUCAAGCUCAACAGCAAGAACCUGUCUCAGAUCUCAUCUCAGCAAGGAGACCGGACGGUGAAGACCCCGACCUACGAGCGCGAUGGCUUGAAGGAGGGCAUCGUCCACGUCGGCGUCGGCGGCUUCCACAGAGCUCAUCUGGCCGUCUACCUCGACCAAUUGAUGCAGAAGCAUGGCCAGCGUGACUGGGCCAUUUGCGGUGUCGGUCUGCGGCCCAACGAUGCCGCCAUGCGCGACGUCCUGGAGGCUCAGGACUACCUCUACACCCUCGUCGAGCGCUCCGCCAAGGGCAGCUUCGCCAACGUCAUCGGCAGCAUCAACUCCUUCCUCUACGCGCCCGACAACCGCGAGGCUGUCAUCGCCAAGAUGGCUCAUCCGGACACUCACAUCGUUUCUCUGACCAUCACGGAGAGCGGCUACUACUACAACGAGAACACGCACGAGCUGCAGGCCGACCACCCCGACAUCAAGCAAGACCUGGAGAAUGAGAACGCCCCCGUGAGCACGUUCGGCUUCCUGUACGCCGCGCUCGCUAGGCGUCACGCCCAGGGCAUGAAGCCCUUCACCGUCAUGUCCUGCGACAACAUGCAGAAGAACGGCUCCAUCACCCGCCACAUGCUCCAGUCCUUCGCGCGCCUCCGCGACCCGGAGGUCGCCAAGUGGAUCGCCGAGGAGGGCGCCUUCCCCAACGCCAUGGUCGACCGCAUCACCCCCAGCACCACCCAGAACGACAUCAAGUCGCUGACGGAGCACUUCGGCGUCGAGGACGCCUGGCCCGUCGUCACCGAGCCCUUCAUGCAGUGGGUCAUCGAGGACAAGUUCUGCGACGGCCGCCCGCCCUUCGAGAAGGUCGGCGUCCAGGUCGUCGAGGGCGUCCACGAGGUCGAGCAGUUCGAGAAGCACAAGCUCCGCCUCCUCAACGCCAGCCACUCCGCCAUGGCCUACCCCGGCCAGCUCGCCGGCUUCAAGUACGUCCACGAGGUCAUGGAGCACCCCGUCUACCGCCAGUUCGUCUGGCAGAUGAUGCAGGAGGAGGUCAAGCCCCUCCUCCCCGAGAUCCCCGGCGUCGACAUCGACCAGUACUGCGAGACCCUCAUGGAGCGCUUCUCCAACCCCACCAUCAUGGACGGCAUCCCCCGCGUCGCCCUCGGCGCCUCCGGCAAAAUCCCCCAGUUCAUCAUGCCCUCCAUCGCCGAGCAGAUCUGGGUCACCGGCCCCUUCCGCCGCCUCUGCUUCGUCGCCGGCGCCUGGUUCCGCUACAUCAACGGCGUCGACGACAAGGGCGAGAAGUUCGAGGUCGACGACCCCAUGCGCGAGGAGCUGCAGGCCCUGGCCAGGGCCGGCGGCAACGACCCCCGCCAGCUGCUCACCGUCAAGGUGCUCUUCGGCGACGACCUGCGCGGCGACCAGCGCUUCGUCGACGAGGUCACCAAGGCCAUGGAGCUCAUCGCCAAGGACGGCGUCAUGGCGACCCUCCCCAAGUACGUCAACUAG